This is a messenger RNA of Filobasidium floriforme, 3118 nucleotides long. RefSeq lists its product as uncharacterized. Gene Ontology annotation, molecular function: metal ion binding. The record is from RefSeq and is a predicted model, not a curated record. The coding region runs from base 190 to 3021 and encodes 943 amino acids. Lineage: Eukaryota; Fungi; Basidiomycota; Tremellomycetes; Filobasidiales; Filobasidiaceae. The transcript is spliced from 16 exons.
CUCGUGGCAGCAUUUCUCGACAGCAGUCAUCUGCAUACAGUCUUAUUCCGACACCAUCAGCGAUCUUUGUUCGCCUUUAAAGGGUGGCUACCAACGUCAGCUUAUAGGGUGCUUGGCUUCGAACGCGAGAUCUGUAAAUCGACGAUAUUUCUCAAGACCUUUGAACACGAGGCAAAGUCAUUCAUCGAUAUGUCGGGUGAGAAAACCCAACCGGUUACUCCGCGAUACCAUGGUCAAUCAUCAGGUAUGAGACCUAACGUCCCUAUGGUCGAGGCCCUACAUUCUCCUGGAUGGUCUCCACCCACGUCCCGGCCAAUCCCUGUCUUUCACGAACGACACGGCCCAAUGUUCCCUUCCCCUGGUUUCUCGCCGCCUUAUCAACCAUACAUGCCCCACCCGGCACGACAUGAGUACCGUCGUUACCCUAAUCCAGCUUACGUACCCGGUGCACCUCUCGUACCCUGGCCUCCCCGAUCGGAACCACACCAUCAUCAGCCGAAUCCAUAUGCCUUCUCAGGACCUCGUCAGAUCGCUUUCCAAUCGCCACCGGAAGACGCACCGCCCCAGUAUCAUCAAACCUCUCGUCCCAACCUGAAUCGUUCCCCAACUCCCGUAUCCUUCAUCCCCAAUGACAGUAAACCAGACUCGACCUGGCCCGAUCUCCUCGAGGCGAACAAGACUCCGACAAAAGCUAGCGUACAACGAACUCGUGCAGCGACGACUCAGGUAGAGCGGCCAGUCCACAAGCUACCGGGCCCGGUAUACAGGAAUGAUUCGAUCAUCAGGAAAGAGGCCGUUGCCAAGCUCAUCGCUAGUCGAAGUGGAAGCGAACGCUCCGACAGUCCCGAAUCGGAGAGCUGGAGACCAGGAUUACCUUUUCGUCCAACUUCGACGUUGAAACUUGCUGCCCAGAUGACGUUGAUGCCUAGCCCGAUGGAGAAGCCUUCCGACGAUGAUAGACGAGUAGACGCUGUCAGUCUAGGAUCACCCAUCUCUCGUACCAACAGCGUGUCUUUCGGUAUCGAGGGCUGUUCACUAGCUUCGAUCAAGUCGUUCGGGGAUGGCGUAUGGGGGAACGACGAUCUUCCCAUGCUCAAAGCCAGGUUAAAGAGCGUCGAUGUCGUCACUCAAGAGUCGCUCCUCCAGAAGAACGACAGACUUCGACAAGCGACAGCUCCGGCGGAUCUAGGCUUCUCGGAUGAUUUACCCUAUACCCCUCUUAUGGACAAUCCGAACCUCUUUCGAUCUCCCUCGGUAGAGUUUGAUACACCGGGUUCGGACAUCUUACUCACGCCUUACCAGAAUACGGACAAGACGAACAAACAUAGAAACACUCUCGAUAUCGAUGUGGAAGCGGGGGAAGACUGGCAAGGCAGGCCAAACCAAAGCCGAAGCACUCUGCAAAUCGAUUUAAAUCAUGAAGAAGAUUGGAAAGACGUAGCUAGAGAAGAGAUCAGAGCCUCGAUCCGGCAGACAAUACUCUCCGAGCUGGACGCAUUGGAAGAAAUCGGCAAUGCCGAUGGCGAUGAAGAAACAAAGGGUCAACGUGAAACGACGAAAUCGACCGAAACGCGUCCCGUGAUUCGCGUCCUAAACAGGCUUCUCCGGACGUUUGAAGGAACGGAUGUCGAACACGAAACCUCCGAGUCGGAAUCGUCUACCCUAUCGAGUCCUACUUCUAGCUCGGAUCGUACUUCACAGCGCCAUCCCGAUCCCACAUCCUCCCCGACUCCAGAGCACCUCAAUCCAACCUGCAAUAUGCCGAUCAUGACUGAAGAACACCACGAGGGCAAAGCGCAGGAGAAACAAGAUUUGAUUCACAGCACCACCACAUUCGCGUCCAUCUUGCUGGACGGCGAUUCUACCCUAUUUCAUCCCGACCUCAUUCAAAGGGGAGCCAAGGGCGGUCAAGAGGCUGCAUACGCCUUGUCCACCAGAGUUUACCACCUAUGCUUGGAUCGAGCUACUUCCGUGCCGAAUUGCUUCACAGUGCAGAUCUUUUUCAAGUUGAUCGAGACCGGAGUCAUCAAGUCGAGAAAGACCUUGUCCGAGUUUGUUACAGGAUUCACUGAUAGCCACGGACUCUUUACGUUCAUCAUGGUCAGCACGAGGCAGCAGGCGGCUGCUAAGAUCAAAGAGCACCUGAGGCUCUAUGCGAACCUGAAAGUCUGUUCUCUCAUACUCUUGGCCUCUAAUCAAGCCAAGGAAUACGAAGACUUGCUGGUCGAUUUCAACGCUGUCGGUCAAGGAGAGAAAAUUCACGUAGCACGAUCGGCUCCUAUAGGGUCACUAGAUCCGCUGGACAAUGUUAUGGGAACCAGGCUUGAAACGAUUCCGGGACUAUUCAAGAUUUCCAUCCCUACAGAUGCAGCCGGGGAAACGGACGAAAUCGCUCAAAGCGAAGCUCCGGAUGACGACGAGAGCGAAGCUUCCGACGUGGGCAGUCUCGACUUCACUAGAGCCCCCUCUGGUCUCAUCGGGGAACAGACAUUGCCUAUGGUACCAGCUUCCUUGGCGAGCGAGGAUCAGGACGACUUCGUCCCGGUCCUCUCCCGAAAGUCAAAGAAGCUUCCUCUUGGCAAUGCCGGCAAGUUCAGCUUCACAGGAUCUACGAUGAGCGCCAAGUUUGCAAAGACCGUCAGCAUUAGCGAGGCCAAGAGGCGAAAGAAGCUCCGUGGCCCUUCCUCCGGCUUUCAGCCUUCUCUAGGACUCGAGUACGACCACGAGGAUUACCUCAGUGUCAAACGGUAUAACCCGCGACCCUGCCACCGCUUCUACCUUACUAGCGGCUGCAAGAACGGCGCAAAGUGCCAUUACGGACACGAUUACGAUUUGACUAAAGGGGAAAUCAACGCGCUCAAGUCCUUGUCAAAAGAGAUGCUCUGUCCGGCUUAUGCGAUCGGUACCUGCAAAGGUACCAGCGAGACGUGCAUCUAUGGUCACGAAUGCCCUCGAAGCUCCGGAAGCGAAUGUUGGUUCACUCCUGUCCAAGGUCUUCACGGCAAGAAGGCUCGCAACUAGAAUCCUGCCGCUCCACAGUUGGCGUCUCGCGAUAAGGCAUGGUGCGGCCCAAGUCGAUGUAUCUAUGAAGUACGAUUUGCAAUCACCGUAUCGUCCA